Phacochoerus africanus (Common warthog) is the source of this 1131-nucleotide messenger RNA. RefSeq names its product cathepsin G-like. The record is from RefSeq and is a predicted model, not a curated record. Gene Ontology annotation, cellular component: cytoplasm; intracellular membrane-bounded organelle. Bases 32 to 1015 code for a protein of 327 amino acids. The transcript has 5 exons. Gene Ontology annotation, molecular function: serine-type endopeptidase activity. Lineage: Eukaryota; Metazoa; Chordata; Mammalia; Artiodactyla; Suidae. Gene Ontology annotation, biological process: proteolysis.
UGACUCAGCAGCAGUGCGGGCUGUUGAACGGAUGGCUUGGGUGCCUCUCUUUCCCGGAUCACUGGCAGUUGGUGGGGAAGCCCCUUGGGCAGCCGUGGGUGAUGAAACCUAUCACAGCAGCAGGAGAAUGGGACUGACCGCGAACUCUCCAGCCCCCCACGCCCUCCCCUUCCUUCCUCUCCCAGGGCCUCAAAGGCUGGCAGGAGGAAGCACAGGCAGCAACCGACUGGGCAGCCCUCCCGAGAACAUGCAGCCACUCCUGCUCCUGAUGGCCUUGCUCCUGCCACCCGGGGCUCGGGCAGGGGAGAUCAUCGGAGGCCAAGAGGCCAGGCCCCAUUCCCGCCCCUACAUGGCGUAUAUGCAUAUCCAAAGUGCACAGGGUCAUAAUACUUGUGGAGGGUUCCUGGUGCGAAAAGACUUUGUGAUGACAGCAGCUCACUGCUUCGGAAGGCAAACAGUUGUCAUCUUGGGAGCCCAUAACAUCAGGAGGUUUGAACGGACCCAGCAGCGCAUACCUGUGCUCAGAGCCAUCCCCCACCCCAGACACAAUCCGCAAAAUAACCUGAACGAUAUCAUGUUACUUCAGCUGGCAAACAGAGCCAGACAAAAUCGAUUCGUCAGGCCAGUGGCUCUGCCUCGGACCCAAGCCAGGCUGAGUCCUGGGGCCCGGUGCACUGUGGAUGGCUGGGGCCUGGUGAACCUGAGCAGGAGAACAGACACACUCCAGGAAGUGCGGCUCACAGUGCAGAGGGAUGGGGAGUGCCACCGAUGCUUCAGAUCCUACAAUGGCUGGACCCAGAUGUGUGUGGGGGAUCCAAGGGAGAGAAAGUCCGCCUUCUCCGGGGACUCCGGAGGGCCCCUCGUGUGUGGCCGGGUGGCCCAGGGCAUUGUCUCCUAUGGAAACAGACAGGGGACACCCCCAGAAGUCUUCACCAGGGUUUCCAGCUUCCUGCCCUGGAUAAGGAGAACAAUGAGUCGCUUUCAACAGCGGGGCCAGGCUGAGAUCCCCCUGUGAUUGACCGUCCUUCUCUGGGGCAGAGGCCGGCUCCAGGGCACUUCCAGAGGCUUAAUAAAUGUCCACAUCUAGAGUGGAAUAUCUGAUCUCUCGUUUGUUCAUUAAACAUGAUUCGG